Molecule: messenger RNA, 2395 nt
Organism: Fusarium odoratissimum NRRL 54006
Lineage: Eukaryota; Fungi; Ascomycota; Sordariomycetes; Hypocreales; Nectriaceae
Exons: 5
Coding region: 74-1669 (531 amino acids)
Biological process (GO): transmembrane transport
Cellular component (GO): membrane
Molecular function (GO): transmembrane transporter activity
Source: RefSeq, a predicted model, not a curated record
CAUUUAUUUGCAGCGCAGACUGCAUACUUUCUUUUUGUAAUAACGAAUCUGACCCAUUUUGAGGGCGAUCAAUAUGGCUACUCAGUACGAACUCAACGAUAUGGCUGCUGCGAAACAUCCCCGAUCGACGGUUGAAGAUGCUUCGGAGUCCAGUGAUCAGGAUCACAUGGACAACGCGCAGUUGGCGAAGCUCGGAAAGAAAUCAGUCCUCAAGAGAAACUUUGGAGGCUGGACAAUUCUAGGCUUCAGCUGCGCCGUCCUCGUCACCUGGGAGGGAACCCUCAUGAACUUCGCUCCCGGUCUCAGCAAUGGAGGCAGCGCGGGUCUCAUCUACGGUUACAUCUUUGUCUGGAUAGGAGUUCUCAGCUCCUUCGCCUGUCUCUGCGAACUCGUCUCGAUCGCCCCGAUGGCUGCUGGCCAGUACCACUGGGUCGCCAUGCUUGCGCCUCCACGAUACGCGAAAUAUCUUAGCUACAUCACGGGAUGGAUGAACUUGGCAGGGUGGCAGGGUACGUCUGCUGCUGCGGGUUUCCUUACUGCUACCAUGAUUCAGGGUCUUGUUAUUUUUACGACUCCGUCUUAUGAGGCGCAUACGUGGCAUGGUAGUUUGAUGAUUUGGGCUUGUGUCCUGGUCGCUAUCAUUAUUAACACUGUCGUCAGCGCUUUGCUUCCGAUUUUGGAGGGAAUGAUCUUGAUCUUGCAUCUUAUCGGCUUCUUUGCUAUUCUCAUCACUCUUCUUGUCUUUCGCGACAACGAUAAUGGCACUGAAGUCUUUACCGAAUGGCGCAACUCGGGCAAUUGGCCCACUCAAGGUCUUUCAUGGUUCGUUGGACUGUUGGGCUGUGUAUUCUCAUUCACCGGUGUCGACUGCUCCUUUCACAUGUGUGAGGAAGUCAGAAACCCUUCUUUGAUCGUCCCCCGCUCCAUCAUGGGCAGUAUCACCAUCAACGGUCUUCUCGGCUUUGGCAUGGUCAUCGCCAUGCUUUACUCCGCAACCGAUAUUGACGCUGCCAUCGAGACACCAACUGGUUACCCCUUCAUGGAGAUCUUUUACCAAGCCACUGGAUCAAAGGGCGGAACCGCCGGAAUGGUGUCACUUAUUAUCGUCAUGACCCUUUCUGCUACCGUUGGUGUCAUUGCUUCGACAUCACGUAUGCUCUGGGCGUUUGCUCGUGAUAAUGCUCUGCCUUUCUCACCUAUCCUCUCAAGAGUCGAGAGCCGCACCAACAUGCCUGUUUGGUCCAUCACGAUCACCUGUCUCAUCUCCUGCAUUAUCGGUCUCAUCAACCUCGGUUCAUCAGUCGUCUACAACGCCAUCAUUUCAGUCGCCAUCUCCGGCCUUUACGCAUCAUACUUCAUGCCUGCGAUUCUCCUCCUCUACCGUCGCUGCGAUAAGAACUAUCAGAUCAGGAACAUCCACGGCGACGGCCAAAUUCUCGAAUGGGGUCCUUGGCACCUCAAGGGCAUGUUUGGCAUCAUCAACAACACCUUUGCCUGCAUGUUUAUCAGCAUCGUUUGGUUCUUCAGCCUGUGGCCUCCCCAAACCCCCGUCGAUGCUAAGAGCAUGAACUAUGCCUCUCUCAUGACUGGCGGCAUUGGUAUCCUCGCUAGUAUUUACUACUUCCUUCGUGCCAACAAGGUUUACGUGGGACCUAAGAAGGAAAUUUAAAUAGACCCAGUGCGCAUGGAGCCUAAUAACACCUGCUCCGAUUCUAUCAUUGUCUAAUAGCUCUAUAGCAAAAGUUUGUCUACACUGAUAUUAUAAAAUACAUUAUUUCCAAGGCAUGAUCGUCAGUUCGGGCCAUAACUUUAUCCAACGCUGUACUUUCUUGUGGUAUGUCUCUUCUGUCAUGAUCAUCUGAUUCGGGCGCACCGUGAGUCUGAACAUAUCCGAGAAUCCCCAUGGCGCAAAGAUAUCCCAUUCUCCAUCCUCUCUCAGUCGAACGCCGAUAAGCGCAGUGUUGGUCCCCCAAGUAGUCAUAGAUGCCUCACUAGAGCGAUGUUGAGGGCACGGUUUGCCAAACUUCUUCUCGUACCAGAGAUGCACGCGUGCUUGAUUGCGGAUCUCAACUUCAGUAGGAAUAUCCGCAAAGAUCUUCUUGCCAGCCUGAAUGACAGCAUCUUCAGCCUCCCAUGAUAAAUCCGCGUCGUCAAAAUAGAUCAGGUCGUAGUCGUCAAUGCCUAGUUCUGGGUCGCGGUCUGUGACGACGUUCCAGACGGUUUGCGUGAGUGCACCAGCGGCGAGGUACCAAUUGGGGAGUUUCAUUUCAGCGGCACGCGACAGGACGGUCAUGAGUGUCUUGUUGCAUUCUAUUGCUUGACGAAAUCGAGCGAUUUGCUCAUUGAUUGGAAGGAGAGCGGCGUCCAUUUUGUUUGUAGAGUUGAGGUUUAACGG